ACCACCGAGUGAAACAACAGUGUGAAGCGAGGGAGGAAAUAUAGAGUUCAUUGUGGAAAACUAACCAUUCCACGCGUGAUUAUGGAAACAGAUAACAGUGGUGGUCAGUUGCUGUCGUACAAGUCCUGCGGUAAGGGUGGUGGGUGCGGGAGAGUCAUGCACGUGAGUCUCUAUUGUUAUCUUUGUGGGGUUUUAGCACAAACACUACAGUUAGAUAAAAUAUUAUACACGUAUCCCGAGCGUUGGUAAGUAACUUGAGCAACUGCAAAACUUUGAAACUUUGUAUGACUGCAGAUUCACUUUUAAGUGUCAAUAGACGCGUCUUGCAUUGUUCUCAGUCUUCUGUUUUUUGUUUCCUUUGUCGACUGAAUUAAACGACACGAAAUCUCUGCGAAAAAUUUGCAAGCGGUUUCAAGUCGAUUAUUUAUCUUGUUCAUUUUCAUUUCAAGAUUAUUUCUUCAAAAAUGAUGUUGACUCUCAGGCGCAGCUUUUGUUCUCACCGUGGUCCUCGAUCAAUUAGCUUUUCAACGUGGAACAAGAGUUUUCAAAGGAAGACAAAGUCUGACUCAUGUUAUGAGCGUUUUCGUGUUCCUGAAGCUGGAUCAAUGUAUGAAAUGCCGGAAGAACGCGGCGCAGCUUUAUUUAUGGAACAUCUUAUCUUUCGAAGAACAAGAUGCAGAAAGCAGGAACAGUUGGAAUUGGAACUCGAGAAAAUUGGUGGAAAAUUGGCUGCACUGGCUACGAGAGACAUUUUUCUAUUUUAUGGAACGUCACCGUCUUGCGACACUGAGAAAAUCGUUGAACUUCUGGCAGACGUUGUUUUGAACGGUAUCACGUGUGACGAGGAUGUAAUAAAGGAACGUUUUGUGAUUUUGCGUGAACUUGCCGAAAUGGAAACGGAUUACGAAGGAGUAGUUAUGGAUUAUUUGCAAGAUAUUGCUUAUCAGGGUACAGAAUUAUCGAAAAGUAUCUAUCCCGAAAGUUGUAUCAUCAAAAAUUUGUGUGCGGAACACGUAAACAAUUUUCGUGAACGACUGUUUCAACCCUGUUUCAUGACUAUGGUCUCUACUGGUGGCACUUCACUUUGCGAAAUUCAAAGAAUGGCGAGCAAGUAUUUCAUAGGAGUAGAACAAGACAGUGAGCCAAUACCAGGCGAUUGUAGAAUGAAGUAUUUUGCAUCAGGGUCACCAUUCAGAUAUUCAGGAUCUGAAUUAAGGCUUCGAGAUGACGACGAAAAAUUUGCAUGUGUAGCUGUGGCAAUUGAAGGUCCAGGAUAUGCAAAAUGCCAAGAUCACUGCACAUUGACUGUAGCUAAAGAAAUAAUGGGAUCCUGGGACAUGAGUUAUGGUGGCGGCAGUAACAACGCGCCAUAUUUGGCAGUCGAAGCAUUCAAAACUCAUUUGUGUUACUCCUAUAAAUCAUUCAAUUUUGGAUGGGGCUGUACUGGACUUUGGGGAUGUUAUUUUAUUUGUCAUAAAUAUAACUUAGACGAUAUGAUGUUACUGAUCCAAAGCGAAUGGAAGAGGUUAUGUACUACUAUCACCAAAAAGGAAGUCGAACGUGCUGUUAAUCAAUGUCGGACUCAAGAAUUGACAAGAAUAACUAAUUCAGUUGACAGAUUUUUUGACAUUUCACUUUGUCUCUUUCGUCACGGUCGCUACGAGUCUCUCACUGACAGACUCGCGAAAUAUGAGAAUGUCUCUGUCGACAUGAUUCGAAAUGUCGCAAACGAAUAUAUAUACGAUCGAUGCCCUGCAGUCGUAGCCACUGGACCAAUCGAAAAUCUUCCUGACUAUUGGCAAAUACGAGCUGCAAUGCAUUCGCUUCAUCAUUGACAGUGAUGAAUUAGAAAAGAAUAUGUUCCAGGAACG
Cephus cinctus (wheat stem sawfly) is the source of this 1871-nucleotide messenger RNA. Its product is annotated as cytochrome b-c1 complex subunit 1, mitochondrial. The record is from RefSeq and is a predicted model, not a curated record. The transcript has 10 exons. Gene Ontology annotation, molecular function: metalloendopeptidase activity; metal ion binding. NCBI's taxonomy places the organism in Eukaryota, Metazoa, Arthropoda, Insecta, Hymenoptera, Cephidae. The coding region runs from base 465 to 1835 and encodes 456 amino acids. Gene Ontology annotation, cellular component: mitochondrion.